Molecule: messenger RNA, 588 nt
Organism: Geosmithia morbida
Lineage: Eukaryota; Fungi; Ascomycota; Sordariomycetes; Hypocreales; Bionectriaceae
Product: Acetyltransferase (GNAT) family
Exons: 2
Coding region: 1-588 (195 amino acids)
Molecular function (GO): acyltransferase activity, transferring groups other than amino-acyl groups
Source: RefSeq, a predicted model, not a curated record
AUGGGCCUCGGAUCGAGUACGUCGCAGACCUCACACCCUGAGGGUGAACCCCGAUAUUGGUACCGCGACAACUUCUUCAUGACGACCGACAAGUCCCGUCUGGACGCCAAGCUGGUCAACGACGUCUUUGACUCCGACUUGAUGUGGUGGAACACGGCGCUGGAGCCGGACCAGAUGACCAAGAUGCUGGACAACUGCCUCACCCUGGCCGUGUACUGGGUUCCCGAGACGGAGGCGCACAUGAAAGAACACGGUGCCCCGCGACGGCAGCAAGGCCAGGAUAUUCAGUUUGUCGGCUUCGCCCGCCUCGUGACCGACUACGUCACCUUUGCGUACCUCACCGACGUCUUUGUCCUGGACGACUACCAGCGCCGCGGGCUGGCGUCGUGGAUGAUGCGGGCCAUUAAGGACGUGGUGGACGGCUGGCCAGAUCUGCGGGGGCUGAUGCUAAUGACGCACGACGAGGCUGCUGCGCGUAUGUACAAGUCCACACUUGGAGCCGUGCACUUUGACGAUGGCCCCUCGGCUGGGCUGACGGUGCUCGAGAUGGCUGGGCGGGCCGAGAAGCCGAUACCCAAACAACACUGA